This is a messenger RNA of Olea europaea var. sylvestris, 843 nucleotides long. RefSeq lists its product as uncharacterized. Bases 1 to 843 code for a protein of 280 amino acids. Gene Ontology annotation, molecular function: nucleic acid binding; zinc ion binding. The transcript has 4 exons. The record is from RefSeq and is a predicted model, not a curated record. NCBI's taxonomy places the organism in Eukaryota, Viridiplantae, Streptophyta, Magnoliopsida, Lamiales, Oleaceae.
AUGGCACUAGGUGCAUCUAUACGGGAAUGGAAACAUUGUAGGCCAGUUGUUGUGAUUGAUGGCACAUAUUUAAAUAAACACUAUGGUGACACCUUAUUCACAGCAUAUGCACAAGAUGCAAAUAACAGCAUUUAUGACAAAGUUGGACAUGAGAGAUGGUCACGUUUCCACAUGCCUUCAAACCGGUAUUCCACAAUGACAUCGAAUAUUGUGGAGUCGGUUAAUGUGGUCACAAAGUCUGCCAAGAACUACCCUAUUAUAGUUUUACACAAUGAGGAUACCCAAGGCACUUUUACAACCUUGUCAAGCAAGUAUGAGAAGAAGAUGAGGGAAAUGAGCACAGAUAUGAGAAACUUGAGGGUUUCUCCUAUUAAUCAGGCAAUGUCCUCAGUUAGCGGUGAAAGUUCCACUUUCAUUGUUGAUAUAGAAAACCGGACAUGUACAUAUAGGAUGCUUCAAGUUGAUCAACUACCUUGUCCACAUGUUUUGGCUGUGUUUGCGAGUAUGAAGAUGGAUCCAUAUGAAUACUGUUCCUACUACUACACAAGUGAAGCAUUCAGAAAUACAUACCAAGAAACCAUUUUUCCUGUAGGAAAUCCAGCGGAAUGGAUAGUGCCAAAUGAUGUCUAUGACAUAAUUGUAAUUGCACCUAAUCAAAAGCAAAGUUGUGAAAGGCCUACUAAGAAGAGUUUCAUACUAGCGUAUGAGGAAAAUAUAACCGUCAAAUGCGGUCGGUGUGGUGAAAGUGGUCACAAUCGUAGAACAUGCAGCAGCUUAGUUCCGUUAAGUCAAAGCAACAAGAAUAAAGAGAGGAAGAGGAUGAAGACUGGAAAUACACAUUGA